Molecule: messenger RNA, 450 nt
Organism: Geodia barretti
Lineage: Eukaryota; Metazoa; Porifera; Demospongiae; Tetractinellida; Geodiidae
Source: the annotation of a GenBank genome assembly
AUGACAUGGAGCGAAGGGGGCAAAGAGAUGGACACGCUCAACCAGGCUCUGCAGCAGGAGGUCAUUUCUCUCCGCUCGGAAGUCCAGCAACUAAAGUCCAUCCUCAUCGCCCACAAGGACUGCCCUCUUAUCGUUCAUCAGACCGUUGGGGCCACCGCUUCUAAAGGAGGGGAGGGGGGAGGAUCUGGGGAGGUGGGGUCUGUUGGUACAGAGGUCACUCUACUCUCACAACUCUCGGCCAUGCCGUCAAUGUCCCCCCUCAUCUCUUCCCCGGUCCCCAGCGUGGGGUCCGUGGUCCCCAAUAUCUCCUCCUCCCCCCUCACUUUCGUCUCCACCCUCCCCACCUCUCAGGGCUCCAUCAUUUUCACCUCCAAUGGAAUCACCAGCGAUACACCUCCUGAGGUGGCGAAGGAUGUUGAGAUUAGGGCAGACGAUGUGGGCGGGCAGUGA